Molecule: messenger RNA, 4877 nt
Organism: Orcinus orca (killer whale)
Lineage: Eukaryota; Metazoa; Chordata; Mammalia; Artiodactyla; Delphinidae
Gene: TCOF1
Product: treacle ribosome biogenesis factor 1
Exons: 27
Coding region: 53-4438 (1461 amino acids)
Molecular function (GO): protein binding
Source: RefSeq, a predicted model, not a curated record
GCGGGCACUGAGGGGGGCGUGCAGGUAAGCCGACAAGCCGGGGGUUGCGGGCAUGGCCGAGGCCAGGAAGCGGCGGGAGCUGCUUCCCCUGAUCUACCAGCAUCUGCUGCAGGCGGGCUUUGUGCGCGCGGCGCGGGAAGUGAAGGAGCAGAGCGGCCAGAAAAGUUUCCUGACUCAGCCUGUAACCCUUCUGGACAUCUACACACACUGGCAACAAACCUCGGAGAUUGGCCAGAAGCGGAAGGCAGAGGAAGAUGCAGCCCUGCAGGCCAAGAAGACCCGCGUGUCAGACCCCAUUACCAGCUCCGAGAGCUCAGAAGAGGAGGAGGAGGUGGCGCAGGAGGCAGAAGCAGGAACCACCAAAGCCAUCCCGGCACUAGCAUCUACCAACUCCUCAGCCACGGGGAUGGUUUUGCCUUCAAGUGUGAAAGAAAAAGCCAAGGCAAAGACCAAGAAAGCCAGCAAGACAGUGAACUCCACGGCACACCCUGCUUCCGGGAAGGCAGUGGCCCACCUCCUCACCAGGAAGUCACCCCAGAAGGCGGCAGGGCCCUCGGCAAAUACCAUCCUGGUCUCAGAAACUGAGGAGGAGGGCGGUGUCUCGGCCCUCAGAACCACUGCCAAGCCUGGAAUGGCGGCCGCCAGCCAGGCCGCCAGCUCCAGCGAAGACACCUCCGGCUCGAGCAAUGAGACGGACGUGGAGGUGAAACCUGCAGUAAAACCACCACAGGUCAAAGCCUCGGCAGCUGCGGCCAAGGAGUCUCCAAGGAGAAGGGCAGCCCUGACCCCAGGGAAGGCGGGAUGUGUGACACCCCAAGUCAGAGGGGGUGCCAUGACCCCAGCCAGCAGGGCCAAGAAGCCAGAAGAGGUCUCAGAGAGCAGCGAGGAGUCCGAGAGUGAAGAGGGGGCCCCUGCGGGGACACCCAGCCAGGUGAAGGCCUCCCAGAAAACUGUCCAGGUCAGAGCUGCCUCGGGUCCUGCCAAGGGGACCCCUGGGAAAGGGGCCACCCCAGCACCCCCUGGGAAGGCAGGGAGGCCAGAGGAGGACUCGGAGAGCAGCAGCGAGGAGUCAGACAGUGAGGAGGAGACGCCAGCUGCCCAGACCCUGCUGCAGGCAAAGCCCUCAGGGAAGCUCCCCCAGGUCAGAGCCACCACAGCAGCACCUGCCCAGGUGCUUUCCCCUGGGAAGGGGGCCCCUCCAGCACCCCGUGGCAAGGCAGGGCCUGCAGCCAUCCAGGCCCAGACCAGGGGGCAGGAGGAGGACUCAGAGAGCAGCAGCGAGGAGUCAGACAGCGAGGGGGAGGCGUCCACAGCCGUGCCCCACACCACGAGCCUGGCUCAGGCAAAGCCCUUGGGGAAAAACUCCCAGGUCAGAGCUGCCUCAGCCGCAAGCACGGGGCCCUCAGCGAAGAGCGCUGUCCCAGCACUCCCUCAGAAGGCAAGGGCUGUAGCCGCCCAGGUGGCAAAGUGGGAGGAGGACUCGGAGAGCUGCAGCGAGGAGGAGUCGGACAGCGAGGGGGAGGCGCUGAGAACAGCAGCCUUGACCCAGGCAAAGUCCUCGGGGAAAGUCCUGCAGGUCAGACCUGCCUCAGGUCCCACCCAGGGCCCCCCUCAGAAGGCCGGGCCUGCAGCCGCCCAGGUCAAGACCCAAAGGUCCAAGGAAGACUCGGAGAGCAGUGAGGAGGAGUCAGACAGUGAGGACGAGGCCCCCACAGCCAAAACUCCAGCCCAGGCAAAAUCAGCUGUGAAAACUUCUCAGACCAAGGUCUCCCCAAGGAAGGGCACCCCCAUUACACCCGCAUCUGCCAAGGUCCCACCAGGGCAAGUAAGCGCACCAGCCCCCUGGAAAGCAGGAACGGUGACUUCGCCCGCCUGCACAUCAUCCCCAGCCGUGGUCAGGGGCACCCAGAGGCCAGAGGAGGACUCUUCAAGCAGCGAGGAGCCGGAGAGCGAGGAGGAGGCGGCUCCUGCCACAUCUGUGGGACAGGUGAAGUCUGUAGGGAAAAGCCUCCCGGUGAAAGCUGCCUCAGCGCCCACCAAGGGGCCCUCAGGGCAACGGACCACUCCAGGGCUCCCUGGGAAGGCAGGGCCUGCCGUGGCCCAGGUCAAAGCUGAGGUGCAGGAAGACUCAGAGAGCAGUGAGGAGGAGUCAGACAAUGAGGAGGCGGCCUCAGCUGCAGCACAGGUGAAGACCUCAGUGAAAACCACUCAGACCAAAGCCAACCCAGCUGCCACCAGAGUGGCUUCAGCCAAAGGGGCAGCAUCAGCUCCUGGAAAAGGGGUUUCUGCAGCUGCUCAAGCCAAAGUGGGGUCCCCAGCCAAGGUAAAGCCACCAGCAAGAGCCCCCCAGAGCAGUGCCGUCUCGGGCAGGGGCCAGUUGUCUGUGCCGGCUAUGGGGAAGGCACUGGCUGCAGCAGCCCAGGCCCAGCUGGGGCCGGUCGGGGGCCCACAGGAGGACUCGGAGAGCAGUGAGGAGGAGUCGGACAGUGAGGGAGAGGCGCCCGCUCAGGCGAAGCCCUCAGGGAAGACCCCCCAGGUCAGAACUGCCUCAGCCUCCGCCAAGGGGUCCCCCAGGAAAGGCGCUGCCCCAGCACCCUCUGGGAAGGCAGGAGCCCCAGCCGCUCAGGCCGGGAAGCAGAAAGAGGACUCGGAGAGCAGCAGCGAGGAGGAAUCAGACAGUGAUGGGGAGACGCCAGCAGCUGUGCCCCCAGCCCAGAAGGAGGGUAACUCCAAAACUGCCAGAAGCAAGACCCUGGCCCCAGCGCCCCCGGAGAAGAAGGCAGAGGGGUCCUCAACCAGCAGUGAUGAGCUGCCAGCGAGACAGGUGAUUAAAACCCCUCUGAUUUUUGUCGACCCUAAUCGUAGUCCAGCUGGCCCAGCUGCUACCCCCGCCCAAACCCAGGCUACAAGCACCCCGAGGAAGGCCCAGGCCUCAGAGAGCACACCCAGGAGCUCCUCUGAGAGUGAGGAUGAGGACGUGAUCCCCGCUACGCAGUGCUUGACUCCUGCCAUUAGGACCAGCGUGGCAACUGUGCCCACGGCCCACCCCAGGGCAGCCCUCAGAGCCAGCAUGGUGGGGGCCGGCAGCAGUGAGGACACCAGUCGGGUGUCUGAAGGCAAGAAACAGGAGACGCCAGCCACUCAGGUGACAAAGAGGAACCCAGCUCACCUCCCGCUGACCCAGGCUGCCCUGAAGGUCCUUGCCCAGAAAGCCAGUGAGGCCCAGCCUCCUGCUGCCAGGACCCUGUCUUCAAGUGGGACUGACAGUGCUCGGGGAACACUGCCCAUGACGAGUCCCCAGAGCACCCCCGCGCAGGCCAGAGGGGCCAACAAGCUCAGAAAGCCUGAGGUUCCUGCAACCCAGCGGGCCAUAGCCACUCCCUCGGGACGCCCCAAGGCCAAGGCCUCUGGGACCUCAGAUGACAGCAAGGACAGCAGUGGCAGCUCUUCAGGGAGUGAAGAAGAUGCUGAGGGGCCCCAGGUGGCCCCAUUGACCCACAGGCCAGUAGGUCCAGCCCCCUCCAGGAGGGAGACGUUGGUGGAAGAGACCACAGCAGACUCCAGCGAUGAUGAGGUGGUGGCACCUUCCCAGUCUCUCCUCUCAGGUUAUGUGACCCCUGGGCUAACUCCGGCCAGUUCCCAGGCUUCAAAGGCCACUCCCAAGCCAGACCCCAACCCCUUGGUUUCCUCUACUCCGGCCACCAGAGAUGCCCCAGACGGCAAGCAGGAAGUGGAGCCCCAACAAGCAGCAGGCACCAUGUCCCCUAAAACAGGCAGAAGAGAGGCUAGCGCCACACCUCAGAAGACCGGGAAGGGGCCCAGGAGCCCCCAGGCCUCCAUGCAGGCACUGCAGAGCGACAUCACCCGGCGCCUGCUGAGCGAGCCCUGGCCCCUGAGUGAGGCGCAGGUGCAGGCGUCGGUGGCGAAGGUGUUGGCGGAGCUGCUGGAGCAGGAGAAGAAGAAGGCCGUGGGUGCGGCCAAGGAGGGCAGCCGGAAGGGCCGCCUGGGCAACAAGCGGAAGCUCUCCGAAGACCAGACAGCCGCCGGAGCCCCCAGGAGCAAGAAGAAGAAGCAGCUGGCGGCCGGGGAUGGCGGGGAGCGUGCGGUGUCCCCAGAAAAGGCCCCCAGGACUUCUAAGGGGAAAUCCAAGAGGGACAAAGCGAGUGGUGACAUCAAGGAGAAGAAGGAGAAGGAGUCUCCCGGCUCCCAGGGGGCCAAGGAGAAGCCAGAAGGGGAGCCGGGGAAGGUGAAGGGUGAGGGGGGAGACCAAGGCAACCCAAAGAGCAAGAAGGAGAAGAAGAAAGCCGACAAGAAAAAAAAAGACAAGGAAAAAAAAGAAAAGAAGAAGAAAGCAAAAAAGGCCUCAACCAAAGACCCUGACUCACCAUUGCAGAAGAAAAAGAAGAAAAAGAAGAAGACGGCAGAGCAGACUGUCUGAGGGACACCAGGCGGCAGAAGAUGAUGGCCAGCUGCGGUGUCCGUGCUGGCCAAGCCAGUGAGCCCUGCAGAAAGGCUGGUCCCGGGAGGAGGAACCACGCCCAGCUCCCGUGACCUCCACUCACUGACCCUGGCCUGACUUCUGUGCCGACAAAGGAUGCCUCGUAUGGACAUGUACAAUACAUAUAUAUAUUUUUUAAGUGACCUGCCCCUCCCUUCUCAGACCCAACAUGCCCAGAGGUCUCGGGACUUGCCACCUCUGCCCUGCAGACCCAGUGAGGCUCAGCCUGCGACUCCUUCCAUGCCCCUGGUCUCCAGCUAUGCUGAGGCUUUGUCCUUUUUGUCAGUUUUCUCCCAUUUUGUUUGUGUGUUUUUUGUAAUAACUCAGAAAAUAAAAGACGUGAAGGAAAGGUGCAAGUUCCCAUUGCAUCUGGGGCAAA